Messenger RNA from Colletotrichum paranaense, 1044 nucleotides. RefSeq names its product exosome complex exonuclease RRP4. The transcript is spliced from 2 exons. The coding region runs from base 1 to 1044 and encodes 347 amino acids. Gene Ontology annotation, molecular function: RNA binding. NCBI's taxonomy places the organism in Eukaryota, Fungi, Ascomycota, Sordariomycetes, Glomerellales, Glomerellaceae. The record is from RefSeq and is a predicted model, not a curated record. Gene Ontology annotation, cellular component: cytoplasmic exosome (RNase complex); nuclear exosome (RNase complex). Gene Ontology annotation, biological process: U4 snRNA 3'-end processing; CUT catabolic process; TRAMP-dependent tRNA surveillance pathway.
AUGCCCAUCACAAUCCUCGCCCCGCGUGGCACGCCGUCACAUCACAAGCCCUACGCUGCCGCAGGAGCAGGAGCAGCAGACUCGGACUCAGACUCAGAUGGCGGCGCCGAUAUCGAGGGUGACAUCUCCAUGCGCCCCGCGAAACGCUCCCGCGGCGACAACUACGAAAUCGUCACGCCGGGCGAGAUCAUCACCGACGACCCCCAGUGGAUGAGAGGCCACGGAACCUACAUCACCCAAAACACAACAGACAUCGUCUCCUCCGUCGCAGGCACCGUAACCCGCACAAACAAGCUCCUCUCCGUCCGCCCCCUCCGCGCCCGCUACACCCCCGAGAUAGGCGACCUCGUCGUCGGCCGCAUCGUCGAAGUCCAAGCCAAACGCUGGCGCGUCGACGUCGGCUCCUCCCAACUCGCCAUCCUCCAAAUCUCGGCAAUCAACCUCCCCGGCGGCAUCCUCCGCAAGCGCACCGACACCGACGAGCUCCAGAUCCGCUCCUUUUUCGCCGAGGGCGACCUCGUCGUCGCAGAGGUCCAGCAGCUCCACCAGGACGGCGCCGCCUCCCUGCACACGCGUUCCCUCAAAUACGGCAAGCUGCGCAACGGCGUCUUCGUCGCCGUUACGGGCACCGGAGGCGGCGGCGGCGUGGUGAGGGCGAAGAGGCAGCAGUGGGUCAUGGACGCGGCGCGCGGCGCGGCAAAGGUGCACGUCACGCUCGGCGUCAACGGCUUCAUCUGGAUCAGCAAGCACGUCGAGAGCGACGCGGGCGCCGAGAGCGUGGGGCUGAACCGCAUGGAGGAGAGCGUCAGCGCAAACGUCUACUCGAGCCAAAACGACAAGAUUGACGACGAGACGAUGCGCGAGGUCGCGCGGAUACGGAGCGUCAUCCUUGCGCUGGUGGAGAACGGGCUGCGCGUCGACGAGGACAUGGUCGUCAGGGGGUACAAGGUGGCCGUGGAUAUGGGCCUGGAGAGCAUCGAGGACGAUAUCUACCUCGGUGGCGAGCGGGGGAAAAGGCUUGCUGAGGCUCUGUUGAGAGAAUAG